CCGUGCCGCGAAGCCUGGGCCGAGGUCCGGCGGCCCUACCGGGCGCCUCCCCGCGGAGGUGUCCUUCCCGGGGAGGUGUGAGCCGUCGGGCUACUCCGGGGCCUGGAUGGGACUCGCGCUUCCGCCCUCCCUACCAGCGUUCCGCCCCGGCGCGACGCACACCCGAGUCGGGCCUCGCAGCGCUUUACGCGCCCUCGGCCCCGCACACGAAAAUCUAAAGCAGUCCACAGUAGCUGGCAAGCGCCCCCCAGUUUGAACCAACCUGUUAGCUAGAGUUCAAGUGUAAACCAAGCAGGCAAGACAAAAUGCACCUAAAGUUCAAGCAUCAAGGAAUAAAGAGGGAGGGUGGACACAGAUAUAAAGACCUGGAAGAGGGGAAGUCUUUAUCAAGCAAAAGACAAAGCCAACACCAGGUUGAGACUUCGGCUUUCCUACAUUUACUCAGAGUUCCAGAGUCAAAGCCAAGUCUGAUUUUGUUGGUUCUGCAUCUCUUAUAAAGUACAUCUUGCAAGCCUUAAAGAGUAAAGGUCAAGGUUCAAGAUCAAGUGACAUUGAGAGUGUCCUUAACAGCUAGUCAUAUUUGAAGAUGUUCGUGAUGCUGAAGAUGCUCUUUAUAACCUCAAUAGAAAAUGGGUAUGUGGCCGUCAAAUUGAAAUACAGUUUGCACAAGGUGAUCGCAAAACACCAGGCCAAAUGAAAUCAAAAGAACGACACCCUUGUUCUCCAGCGGAUCAUAGGAGAUCAAGAAGCCCCAGCCAAAGGAGAACUCGAAGUAGAAGUUCUUCCUGGGGUAGAAACAGGAGGUGCUCUGAUAGUCUUAAAGAGUCUCGACACAGACGAUUUUCUUAUAGCCAGUCUAAAUCUCGGUCUAAAUCACUACCGAGGCGCUCUACCUCAGCAAGGCAAUCAAGAACUCCAAGAAGAAAUUCUAGUUCUAGAGGACGGUCAAGGUCCAAGUCCUUACAAAAAAGGUCCAAGUCAAUAGGAAAAUCACAAUCAAGUUCACCGCAAAAGCAGACUAGCUCAGAAGCAAAAUCAAGAUCACAUGGAAGACAUUCUGACUCCAUAGCAAGAUCCCCAUGUAAAUCUCCCAAAGGGUACACCAAUUCUGAAACUAAAGCACAAACAGCAAAACAUUCUCAUUUUCGGUCACAUUCCAGAUCCCGGAGUUACCGUCAUAAAAACAGUUGGUGAACAGCUACAGAAGAGCACUACAUAGUCUUUAUUAUACAUUAUUAAGUCUCUCAUUAUGUUAAAUAAAAAUUCUUCAAGGCUUAAAGAAAAUGUGAGUUGAUAUUGGUUACUUUGGGCAUGUGCAAAAAAUAAGAUCUCUCUCGCUUUGGAUUAAUAAAUAUUUGGUCUCAAUUUAAGGGCCCACACCACAAAUUAUAUGUCUAAUGUCACCAUUUUAUGGAUUAUUUUUGUUUAUGUUGUAGCAGAAGGGUACUUUUCAAAUGAAAUGGGUAAAAUGGAACUAAUUUAGAAAAUUCUAUUUGGGUAUUAAGUACUAGUAAUAUUAAUACCUUUUACAAGAAUUUUUUUACUUUAAAGCACUUUUACUUUCAUGUAAAAAGUAAUUAUGACUAUAAUUGCAUAGGGUAGACUUAAACUAUUUGACAUGACACGUUAUGUCUAUUUCAUGUCUUCUAUUUAAACUUGGGUCAAUUUCUGAUGGAUAAUAGUUCAUAUUACAAAAUUCUGACAUCCAAAGUAGAAUUUAUAGAGAGACUAGGCAUUCAACAUAUGAUUUUAUUUUUGUUGGGUGAAACAGUAUAAAGGUCACAUUUAAUUGCAUUCUGUACUGUGUUCAUUUCAACCAUGUCAAAAAUUUUUAGAAGUACUGAAUUUUUAAUGAUUUCAGAACUACUUCUCUAAAAACUAUAGUGUGCAACACUCACAAUCCAAAAAUAUUCAUAGCAAGCCUUAUACAUUUGAAAAGUGGUACAUUUUAUAUAAAGUCAUAUUUUAUACUAUGAUUUCUACAUACCUGUUUUUCACUGUUGCUAAUUUUUUUUGGUUUUUAGAGCUGUAGCUCAAGACUUUGAAUUGUAUAGAAUGUCUCAUUAUUUUUAAAACAGAGUGUUUAGUACCUUGUAUUAAGAAACUCAAGACUGCAUCCUUAAAAAACACCUUAGCAGUAUUUGGAUUUUACAUUACACUGCCUUUAAUUUUUUUAAACCAAAUAACUGUUGAUAAUUAUUGCUUUGUAGUUGUUAUAACUGAGAACUUUCUUUUAAAAUGUGCUUGUAGUUUACACUUUUCAGAGAAAGUUUUGGUAGCAUUUCUGAUAAAAUGGUUUUGCAUAUGAUUAUUAUAGGGGACAUAUUUAUAGAGCUCUAAUUGUGUACCUUGUUGAAUUAUAUUAUUGAAACUUAAGAGUUCUCAGCCCACACAGUUAAUAUUUGUAUCUAGAGUGCUUAAGAAAAAAAAUCUGUGUUAUAAAAUCUUGCAUUUUUAGCUUUUAGGAGCCAGUGUUGCUUUUAUUUGUUUUGAAUACAAAUUCCAUUUUUCUUUGCAUUUUAGAUCCUAUAUGUAAGGAACAGUUUUAAAAAAUAAUUUAUAUGCUGAUAACAUUUGGAAAAGUACCAUAAACUCAUGUAGAUUGUACUUUAUGAAUAGAUUUUUCUCUUCUCACAGCAAAAUUUAUUUCAAAAUUACAACUAUUUGAAAUGUUUAGCUCUAAUAAAAUUUAAUUAUAAAUUAUGUGGCAAUAUUGACAUUUAAAGGAUAGCCUUAGAAAGAACAAGACAAAUAUUAAUGGUAGUUUUAUAUUUUCUGAAUUAACUUAGGUUUACACACACAUACAUCUUGUCAUUCUAUACACUAACUAGAAAUUGAUUAUAGUGUCUUUGCUCUGCAUUAACAAAUCAAUAUCUCUUAGUAAAAAGUUAAUGAGGCAUUGUUUCUGAACAUAUUUAAUCCUUUGACAAACCUCUGACUUGGUUUUCUGUUGUAAUCUCUGGACUGCUUAGGAGGAUAAUACUUGGUUUGAUGGAAAAGCUGGAAUGUUAAUAGCUCAGACUUCUUUGAGCAUUUACUGUGUGUUGGUGCUGCUCUGUAAAUUUUGUUAUUCACUCAUUUAAUCAUCACUUUAACUUUUGAGGUAAAUACUGUUGCAAACAAGGAAACUGAAAUGCAGAGAGGUUAAGUUACAUGCACAGGUCAGAUAGCCAUUAAGUUUUGGAGCUGAAAGAAACUGGGUUCUGGAGUGCCCCUUCCCAACUAUUGUGCUGUGUUUUGUAGAAAAAGGAAAGUCUUUGACAGAUAUAUGCUUAGAGGAAAAGGGAGGAUAGAAUUAGAAAAAUGAGCAUAGGCUUCAAUGAAAAUGAAUUCUGUGAUGGGUGAAAACUGAUUGGCAUUUGUGUUGGGUAUCCUGAAAAGUUGUAUUCUGGGAAUAUUUUUAGGGUUUUGUCAUAGAAUUUUUUCUUGGGCCAUUUAAGAGAGGAUAUUUAUGAUAAAAUUGUCUUAAUAAAUCAAGUGUUUUAAUUUUUUUUCCUUUAAACAUUAUAUAUUUACUUACGUACUUCCCACGUUUAGUGCAGGGGUACUACACACCUCUGUUCAGUAUUAUACAGAUUAAAAUAAUGUCGAAGAAAAAAAAGAUGGCCACUAUCAGCUGCUUCUGUUUUCUUUCUCCAGGAAUAAAGCACAAAUGUCUGAAUAGCACUUUGAGUUCUGUUUUGCAGCUGAUAAUAGAUAAUGGGGGGAUUUGCUGAUUUCUUUUCUUCAGAUGUUUUUUUUUCCACCUAGAAUUUAAUCUUGUGUCACUGGGCUAUUUAUUUGAAAGAGGGUGUGUGCGUGCAGCUUUCGUUAUUUAUAUUGCAAACCAAUGGUGCUUAUCCUUUUUUCUUUUUCAUACCACAUCACAAGAAACAAGGUAAUCGGUAAGGAACACUCCCAUGAGUAAUCUUUGCCAAAGCUGAAAUUCCACCCCUAUCUUUCCCAACCAAGUUAGCAUUUUAGGUUACAGACACUUAAGAAUGGUUCUAUCUUAGAGAAAUAACUUUUAAUUGCCCCUAAUGUAUAUCUUUAAAUGUAAAUUUUUCACUAAUUUCAGGACUUUAAAUAUUUGUAAUGUUUACUUAAAAUACAAUUAUUCAAGACGUUGCAUUACCAGUAAAUGACCAAGAAAAGCUGCAUUUUUCUGAUCCCAUUGAAGUAGGCAAAAUGUCAAAUUUAAAGGAAAAUUAUUUAGAAAUACUUUUCUGUUUUUUCCAUACUACAUUAAAGUUGUAAUUUCUUAUUUACAGGUUAAAAAAUUGUCCUUCAAAUACGGUGGUAGAACAUUUAGGUUACUUGUGUAGAUUAAUAUAUGCUGCUUAAUACAGUGUCAUCUGGUGAAAGGGAUAUUAAUCUGGUUUUAUGGACCCAGAAACUGAGCCCUGUGCAAUUAAAUGCCAAACUGCUAUGUUUGCAUUUCUCAAAAUAAAUGAUAAGUUUUAUCAGAUUUUCAAACAAGUCGAUGACUCCCAAUGGUUUAAGGACAAGUGGUUCAUUGAGACAUGUAUGGAUUUUGGAGUCAGAACUCAGGUUUUUUUCCACAUACCCAUUGAAUACCUAUGCAACCUCUAUGAGCCUCAGUUUCCUCAUCUCUAAAAAGUAGAUAUGUAUACCCCAUAGAGUUGUUUAUAUUUAAAAAUCUAUAUGCCCAGCACAGUACCAAGUCUGGGGUAGGCACUCAAUUGUUAAUUUUAUCUUUCAUUUCCUCUAUUUAAAUAUAUAAUUGAUUAGAAAUCAUUGUCAAGUAUUUGGAAUUAUGCACCCUAGCAUCUGAAUCACUCCCUUGGUGAAAAUAGGGUUUUUAGGAUUAUAGGAUUAAGUAUGGCAUUGGCCUACCAGGUCCUGGAGGGAACUUUAUAUCAUGUAUACCUUUAAAAAGAUGUUCAUAAAUUUAAGGAAAUUAGAUACAAUAAUUGAGUCAAAUACCUUUUUGGGAAUUUGCUCCCUCAGAUAUGUUAGAUAUUUCAGGUGGAUUCAACUGGUCUCAAGCUACAACAGUACUUAUCAAUAAUUAUGACAAAUACCAUUUAUUUAAAGUAAUCAUGAAGAAAGUUUGAAUAAAAAAUAAGUAGACUAUCAUACCCAAAAUUAGUGUUUUCAAAAAAUAGGCAUCAAUAUUUAAAUUCUGUUCUGGGAGAAGGAUAAUAAUAUUAGUAUAUCUCGGAUCUUACAAUUCCAGGAAUGUACAAUAAUUCUGAAUUUGUCAAAAGAAAUAGUAUUAACUUCUGAAGAUAGAUGAAAUAAUAUCAGUUUGGGGAAAAGGCAGAUGAAUUCUCAGUGGAUACUUUGUUUUUAAAUUUUUAAUUAUUGUACUAUUCUAUGCAUGUCUGUUUUCAUAAUGCAAAAAACCAUACUCAACCUAGAUUUGUUUAUAUAAGCUAAAUAAGUUGAAAACAUCUGUACCGAAAGCCAAGAAAUUUGCUGGUUUCAGGUUCUUUCUGCAUGCUGGUAGAAAGUUUGAAGGGUCAUUCUUUUCAAAUAAGAGACUGCCUACUAAUAAUUAAUAUUUAGUUCUAGAAAAGGAUUGACUGCAUGUUUAUUGCUGUUUUAACUUUUGUGUGUUUCUCAGAAACAGUGUAUUUGAAACAAGAAGCAAAAUUACUACUUCUGUGGUCUAGGACUAUAAUUUUAUUAAUCAAACAUCUAAAUACUGUGUGCUUUUUAGGAAAAGCUUCUUAGAGGACUGUAGAGGUAGACUGAAUGAAACAAUCAAGAAU
Choloepus didactylus (southern two-toed sloth) is the source of this 5717-nucleotide messenger RNA. It is a transcript of the gene SRSF12, whose product is annotated as serine and arginine rich splicing factor 12. Lineage: Eukaryota; Metazoa; Chordata; Mammalia; Pilosa; Megalonychidae. The record is from RefSeq and is a predicted model, not a curated record. Gene Ontology annotation, molecular function: RNA binding. Bases 694 to 1194 code for a protein of 166 amino acids. The transcript is spliced from 5 exons.